AUGUCCUCCGUGCAGGCUUCCCCGCCAGAGAUUCUGUGGCGGCCGAGCCAUCAUGGCACCACACCAAUGGAUAAAUACCGCCAGCAAAUCAACCAAACAUACAAACAGAGACUGUCCAGUUCACAGCAACUUCAACGGUGGUCCAUUACCCAGACACAUGCUUUUUGGACAAAUUUGUACGCUUAUCUUAAUCUCACCCCGCCUUUACCACCCUCGAUGCACAAAGCAUACGACGACACAGUGCCCAUGAGCAGUAACCCACCUUUCUUUCCUGGUCACAGCCUCAACUACGCAGAGAAUGUUCUAUUUGCCAACCCAAAUUCCGAGGACAUUGCUCUCAUCGGCAUUCGAGAGGACCAGGAUAUCUACCAUGACAAGCCUGACACAUUGACCUGGGGUCAGUUUCGCGACGAAGUUCGACAAACAGCCAGCGCUUUCAAGCGCAGUGGGAUCAGAAAGGGAGACCGGGUGGCUGCCCUAGUCGCCACGUCCAACUGGGCCAUCAUUCUCUUCCAUGCCACAGCUUCGAUUGGGGCCAUCUUCACCUGUAUCAGUCCCGAACUUGGCGUCGAAGGCUGCGUGGCCAGACUCCAGCAAGUCACUCCGAGCAUCCUCUUCGUUGAUAGCCAUGUUGUGUAUAAAGGCAAAGCUGUUCCUACAUCACAGAAACUGGAAGACAUCCUGCAGAGAUUGAAGCUACAAGCCCAGGUCUAUAUCGUGCCUGUUAUAAAGACCCAAGCCCAGUCACCUACGAUACGCGACUUUCUGGAGCGGUCAAGCUCCUCCGACGCACUUACGUUCACUCGUGUACCGUUCAACUACCCCCUUCUUAUAUGUUAUUCUUCAGGCACGACAGGCGCGCCCAAAUGUAUUGUCCAUCAACAUGGUCUACUCUUACAAGUGAAGAAGAUAUCAACGUUGCACAACGGCCUAGCACCAGGAGACGUAAUCAUGCAGUACUCGAGCACGUCCUGGGUGGUUUUCUACGUCAUGUGUGGACAUCUGUCCGCAGGCGCAACGCUGGUCGUUUAUAAUGGCAGCCCGCUAUUCCCGGACGCGAAGCAAUUACUGAGAAUCUGCGACAAGUAUCGCGUGAGUUUUCUCGGCGCAUCUCCUCGGCUGCUGCUUGAGAUCGAGAUGUCGCGGACAAUACCGACGAAGGAAUUCGACCUGUCGCCCUUAAGGAUGGUAUACACCACUGGGGCGCCGAUGUCUCUAGAACAGUAUCGCUGGUUCUAUCGCUCGUUCCCACCAGAAGUACAAAUCUCCAACACUGCCGGUGGUACAGACACGGCAACGUCUCUCCUUUCCGUGGAUCCCUGUGCGCCCGUGUACGCAGGCGAGAUGCAGAUCCCUGCGCUCGGAAUGGAUGUCGACAUCUUGGACCCCGUUACGGGUGAAUCGAUCGCACACACCGGCGAGGCGGGAGAGAUGGUGAUCCGGAAGCCUUUCCCCAGUAUGCCGUGCUUUUUCUGGGGCGACAAGGGCGGCAAGAUAUACCGUGCUGCAUAUUUCGAACGAUUCGAACACAUCGACGUCUGGGCGCAACACGACUGGCUUAGCAGAAACCCAACAACAGGAGGCUACACUAUGCACGGUCGCAGCGACGGCGUUCUGAAUCCUUCGGGCAUACGCUUUGGCAGUGGAGAAAUCUACGCCAUCGUAGAGACGCAGCCUUUCACAGACUACAUCAGCAACACUCUGUGUGUGGGGCGUCGAAGACCCAAAGACACCGACGAGCAAGUCUUUUUGUUCCUCGUGAUGAAGCCUGGGGUCGCAUUGACAGAGGAACUACGGACGCGAGUCAAGAAUGCAGUCAGGAACGGAUUGUCGCCCAGACACGUGCCCAAGUUUGUCAUUGCCGUCCCCGACAUCCCUGUGACGAUCAAUGGGAAGAAGGUAGAGAUUGCGGUCAAGAACGUGUUGAGCGGAAAAGACGUGAAGCCGAGUGCGACGGUACAAAACCCAGAGACGAUUGCCUGGUUCAAGCGGUUUAGAGAUUUAGAGUCAGAGCCUAGGGACAUCAAGAUGUAG
Exophiala spinifera is the source of this 2034-nucleotide messenger RNA. RefSeq names its product acetoacetate-CoA ligase. Gene Ontology annotation, molecular function: acetoacetate-CoA ligase activity. The record is from RefSeq and is a predicted model, not a curated record. The transcript has 2 exons. Gene Ontology annotation, cellular component: cytosol. Gene Ontology annotation, biological process: lipid metabolic process. The coding region runs from base 1 to 2034 and encodes 677 amino acids. Lineage: Eukaryota; Fungi; Ascomycota; Eurotiomycetes; Chaetothyriales; Herpotrichiellaceae.